Messenger RNA from Parathielavia appendiculata, 882 nucleotides. RefSeq lists its product as uncharacterized. The transcript has a single exon. The record is from RefSeq and is a predicted model, not a curated record. NCBI's taxonomy places the organism in Eukaryota, Fungi, Ascomycota, Sordariomycetes, Sordariales, Chaetomiaceae. The coding region runs from base 102 to 794 and encodes 230 amino acids.
GGGAGUACAAGCCGUUCUGGCCCGCUGAGCCAACCCGCUUCAAUCCAGGGACCAACUUGCUUUUCACAUGCAAGCAGAUAGCUGCCGAAGCGGCCCCGUCGAUGUAUCAUAUAUUCCAGAUACAUGGAGACGAUUUUCACUGGGCCCUGGACAAGCUGGAGCUCAACCUCGCCGCUGUUCGAACCCUCGAUAUCCAUUUCUCCUGCUUCUGCCCUGUGGGAGACAUCAACCUCAGACUGAACAACUUCAGCCUCUACGCCGCGAAAACCUUGGAAGACUAUGCCCAUAGAUAUCCAAGACGGCCGUCGAGUUCCCUCUCCCAGAUCCCUCCCGACUGGUUACGCGACCGCGGGCCCCUCGGGAAUGCAAAACACGAUUGGACAACCGCCAUGAACCGCAUCCAAUCCCUUGCUGGCCUGGUCGAGCUAAAGUGGCAUUCCAAGCCUGCACUCGCGCCAUCUCCUACCAGCAGCGGCGUCGAUUCCUACUCCACGGGCAGACAUGGACUGAUUUCCAUCACCACUGCUGUAUCUCCCUGGAAGACCACUUCCUGGAUCUUCUCGUCAAUUAUCGACGCAUCGACAGACUUCUCCCGUUCGUUACCGUCCCACCCAGCCUGGCAACCCGCCUUGCUCAACCAUAUCCCGGCCGCGGCAUGUCAAUCGAGGCGGUCAGCAAACCGAUGGCUAAAAUCAUCAAGGAUACCGAGGGGGACUGGCAGGCGUGGAGCCGCCGCAGGAAGAACUAGCAUGGUUUGCGGUGGGAACAGACACACUCCUCCCGAACGAUGUUGAGGAUCCAACAUUGCCAUUGCGUCCAGUACCGCACUUCUUGUUGGUCAGGGAGGGCACGGCACGCAUGAAGUUGGCAAAGCAUGUUGAG